Aureobasidium subglaciale EXF-2481 is the source of this 1310-nucleotide messenger RNA. RefSeq lists its product as uncharacterized. The record is from RefSeq and is a predicted model, not a curated record. NCBI's taxonomy places the organism in Eukaryota, Fungi, Ascomycota, Dothideomycetes, Dothideales, Saccotheciaceae. The coding region runs from base 144 to 1016 and encodes 290 amino acids. The transcript is spliced from 2 exons.
ACGCGGGGACAGCGAAGGCCACGACAAGCAGUCCGACGACGUGGCUCCUUCCUCAUUUCAUUAUUACUCUCUGUCCGUCUCUCACUUGCCAUAUCUAUUGUCACAUCCUCUCCUGACGUCCUUCGAAUCUGUUCCUGCCCAACAUGGCAGCCAAGAACACCACCAUCAAGCGCAUCCUCAAAGAAGCCGCCGAAAUAACCACAAACCCCACCCCAGACUUCCAUGCCGCCCCACUCGAAGAAAACCUCUUCGAGUGGCACUUUACAAUUCGCGGCCCUCCCCGACCCUCCCCCUUCGCCAACGGAAUCUACCACGGCCGCAUAAUCCUCCCACCCGCCUACCCACUCCGCCCACCCUCAUUCCGCUUCCUGACCCCCUCAGGCCGUUUUGAACCAAAUCGCGAAAUCUGUCUGAGUAUCUCGGGCCAUCACGAGGAGACUUGGCAGCCGGCAUGGGGGAUUCGAACGGCAUUGGUUGCGAUAAGAAGUUUUAUGGAUACGGAUGCCGGGGGCCAGGUCGGGGGUAUGAGUGCGCCGGAUAAUGUGAGGAGGGGUUUGGCGGAGAAGAGUAGAGAGUAUUCGUGUGUUGGGUGUGGGAGGAGUGGCUUGGCUGUGCUGGAGGAACAGGAGGAGAGGUGUAAAGAGCUUGGACUCGAGCAGGCGAAAGAAGAGGAGAAUGCACUGGUUGGCAAGAUUGGCUUGAUUGAGCCUAAGAAGGAGAAUGCUGCUGAGGAAUCCUCUGAUGCAGUGGCUGGUGCUUCUCGACCUGUUGAAGCUGUACCUGUUGAAGCGCCACCACCACCUACUGCUCAAGACCUUCAACCUACGCCCACGACUCAACAGGUGCAACAAUUACCACCUCAAUCUCAGCAGACUCAAACACAACCAGUCCCCGCAACCCAACUCCAACAACCGCUACCACAACCAGCAACUACAACAACAGACGCCUGGAUCGACAAAGCCAUCAUCGGCAUAGUCAUCGCCCUCGUCCUAAUGAUCUUACGUCGCGUCGCCUAGAUACCCCCUUUAUUUUCUCUCAUACUCCUCUACUUGUUGCAUUAGGCGGUCCUUGGUUUUACUAUUCGGAUGGAGUGUUUUCUCGCGGGACAUGGAUAGAUGGGGUGGGUCUUGGUGUUUUUGGUAGGGGAGUAUAGAUAUGUUUGAUUGGAAUCAUAGACACUUUAUCCUUCUACUUGCUUUUGGUAUGGACUGUGAGAUCAUUGAUUGGUUGAUGGCGUACGUGUAGUGGUUUUAUAACGUUCGCUUGAGAGCAUGGCUUGAUAUCUGACGGGAUCGAGUGCUCAUUGUGGU